This is a messenger RNA of Trypanosoma grayi, 1068 nucleotides long. RefSeq names its product TatD related deoxyribonuclease. The coding region runs from base 1 to 1068 and encodes 355 amino acids. Gene Ontology annotation, molecular function: 3'-5'-DNA exonuclease activity. Gene Ontology annotation, cellular component: cytosol. The record is from RefSeq and is a predicted model, not a curated record. The transcript has a single exon. Lineage: Eukaryota; Euglenozoa; Kinetoplastea; Trypanosomatida; Trypanosomatidae.
AUGCAAAGGCCUGUGGGUCCAUAUUUGGUAGAUGUUGCGUUGAAUCUCACAGAUUGUGUCUUUCGCGGUGUGGACUGGAAAGGCCGACGUGUGCACGAAGACAACUUUGACGAUGUCCUCCGGCGGGCGCAGGAGCAAAAUGUGCAGAAGAUGAUCAUCACCGGCACCAGCCUUUCCCAGUGCGUGAAGGCUAUACGGCUCUGCCGCCGCUACCCGUCGCAGUUGUUGUGCACCGUUGGAAUUCACCCCGCCCACUGCGCGGAGCUGAUGCGGCCGAUGGACUGGGCGAGCGUCGAGGAGGCCGCUGCCGAUGAUGCGUCUAUUCAAACACCUGAGCCCCCUCCUUCUGUUGCUGUUGAUGAUGAUGCCUGGCAGCAUACGGAGGAACGCCUAGCGAAGCUUUUGGAACUAGUCGAGAAAAACCGGGAUGUCAUCGUUGCCGUGGGGGAGAUUGGGCUUGACUACGCCGAAGAAUCAUUUUGUCCCCGUGAGUUGCAGCAAGAGUACUUUGUGCGGCAGCUACGUGCUCUUAGGGUGUUGCGUCUGCCCUUUCUGUUCCACUCCCGUGACUGCGGUACGGACUUCGUGCGCCUACUUGAAGAGGAGCGGCGGGCCUGGCCAAGCGACAUGCCAUUUGUUGGUGUAGUGCACAGCUACAACGGCUCCCCAGAGGAGCAGCAGCGGCUCUUGGCAAUGGACGGCAUUUACUUCAGUGUCAAUGGCAGUGCCUUUCGCGAGAAGCGUGUUGCCGAGCAGAUCUGUAGGAUACCGCGUGAGCGGCUACUGCUGGAGACGGACUCGCCGUGGUGCGACAUCCGCAAGCAGCACUACGCAGCGCAGUUCCUUCGGACGCACUUCCCGACGAACCGCCAGGGGAAGCCGUUCGUUGCGGCCCUGUGUGACGAGCGGCGGAACGAGCCGUGUCACCUGCGGCAGGUGCUGGAGGCGUACAUUGGCACGCUGCAGCGCCUGGGGCAAGAGAAUGGCGAUGAGGCGCUGCAGAACGUGACGGAGGAGGAGGUGGUGCAGCGCGUGUACGACAACUGCGUCGCGGUGUUUCGCCUUUGA